This is a messenger RNA of Paramecium tetraurelia, 1021 nucleotides long. RefSeq lists its product as uncharacterized. Gene Ontology annotation, cellular component: cAMP-dependent protein kinase complex. Gene Ontology annotation, molecular function: cAMP-dependent protein kinase activity; ATP binding. The transcript is spliced from 6 exons. NCBI's taxonomy places the organism in Eukaryota, Ciliophora, Oligohymenophorea, Peniculida, Parameciidae. The record is from RefSeq and is a predicted model, not a curated record. Gene Ontology annotation, biological process: peptidyl-serine phosphorylation; signal transduction.
AUGGACUAGGGCACCUUUAAAGCACCAAAAGUAAAAUUAACUGAUUACGAAAUUCUCUAAACUUUGGGAACAGGGUCCUUUGGAAGAGUGAGAUUAGCAAAGCAUAAAUAGAAUGGUGAAUAUGUAGCUCUAAAAAUGCUUAAAAAAGCUGAAAUUUUAAGACUUAAGUAGGUAGAUCACAUAAUAUCGGAAAAUACUAUACUUUCAAAUAUCACCCAUCCAUUUUUAAUAAAAAUGCUCGGAUUUACUCAAGAUGAGAGAUAUCUCUAUUUUCUUUUAGAAUAUGUUUAAGGAGGAGAGCUAUUUACCUAUCUCAGAAAUAAGGGCAAACUUGAAAACGAAGAAGCUUAAUUUUACGCAUCAUAAGUUGUAUUGAUGUUUGAAUAUCUCCAUACAAAAAAUAUUGUUUAUAGAGAUCUUAAACCUGAAAAUCUUCUCAUCGGUGCAGAUGGUUAUCUCAAAUUAACUGAUUUUGGAUUUGCUAAAUUUAUUGAUUCUAGAACUUAUACUUUGUGUGGAACACCAGAAUACUUGGCUCCUGAAAUCCUACUCAAUAAAGGACAUGGGAAACCAGUGGAUUGGUGGUGUCUGGGCAUUUUAAUAUAUGAAAUGCUCGCUGGAAUAGAUCCAUUUAAUGAUGAAGAUCCUAUGGCAAUAUACUAAAAAAUAUUGAAAGGAAAGGUCAAGUUUCCCAGAAAUUUUGAUAAGGAAGCAAAAAGUCUUGUCAAACAUUUAUUGGUGGCAGAUUUGACAAAACGAUAUGGAAAUCUGAAAGGAGGAGCAAAUGAUAUCAAGGCUCAUAGAUGGUUUUAAAGCUUAGAUUGGGAAUUUUUAAUUUAAAAAAAAUUGCAGCCAAAAUAUAAACCAGUUGUAAAAAAUAAGGGUGACACUUCAAAUUAUUCAACUUAUCCUGAUAGUACAGAAUUACCUAAGCCAGUAAAACCAACUGAUGAUCCAUUUAUUAAUUGGUGAAAAUCCAUUAUUAUAUUAAAAAUAUAUACUCUUUUUAAUUCUUUGUAAA